Molecule: messenger RNA, 1250 nt
Organism: Ceratitis capitata (Mediterranean fruit fly)
Lineage: Eukaryota; Metazoa; Arthropoda; Insecta; Diptera; Tephritidae
Product: decapping nuclease DXO homolog
Exons: 4
Coding region: 32-1195 (387 amino acids)
Biological process (GO): nuclear-transcribed mRNA catabolic process; NAD-cap decapping
Cellular component (GO): cytosol; nucleus
Molecular function (GO): mRNA 5'-diphosphatase activity
Source: RefSeq, a predicted model, not a curated record
UUAACUAUCAGCAGACGUUUGUUUUGAAGAAAUGUUUUCUAAAGCAAAUACAGGUUUGCGAGUAAGGCCUAAUCGUGGCGAAAUUUUGCCUUUUCCGCAAUUUGAAAAGCCCAGACCUAUAGGAUAUUUUAGCGUGGUAGGUGGAGUUUUGAGGGAGUACGAAUGUACAGCCCAGCAGUUACGUUAUUAUGUACCUCCACCAGCAAAAAAAUUUCCACUCGACCUCAAUGACGGAUUGAGUUCCGCUAUUAAAAAGCCAGAGUCGGCGUAUGACGAGGGACUUGAUCAUAUUUUCAAAUUUAUAUUUGAUCACAGCGACCAAGUUACAAAACCUCUAGCAGCUUGCGAGUUCAGACGACUCAAUGCAGAGUUUGUCUGUUGGCGAGGACUUUUACGAUUAUUGAUGUGUACGCCAUAUGAAUACAGAAGUGAUUGGUCAAUAGUUGUUACUCGUUUCAAUGGCACCUUUUACCUACGUAAGCGUGACACAGAACAUGAUAAAAGACAGCGCGCUCAGGAGACUGUACAGCAACAAACAUUUGCUUCAUGGGGCUUUAAGUUUGAACAAUAUUGCCUAUCAGGAUCACCUUUUCUUGAGCCGGAAACUAAGAGUCCAGUUGAUCAGUGCGGCGAAUUUUCGUGUGUAUUUACAACAAAACUUGGUGGUAUUGAAGUGCUUUACGGCGCCGAAAUGGAUGGAGUAAUUAGCGAACAGCCGAUCUCACUAGAAGGAGAGAAUGCGACAUCUUUAGAGAAUAUAAAAUUUGUUGAACUAAAAUUACGACAAGGAAAUUUGAAUAGGAAUCAGAUUCAGUCUUAUAAUCGUCAUAAGACCAGAAAUUGGUGGUGCCAAUCAUUUUUAGUUGGUAUUCAGGAUAUCUAUGUGGGCCUAAGGACUGAACGCGGACUGGUUGAACGUAUUGAACAUACGGAAGUGCGCUCUUUACCAAAACAAGGAGUGAACCAAUGGAUGCCAAAUGUAUGUGUAACGUUUUUGAUCGAGUUUUUAAAUCGGAUACGACAACUAAUGGGCGAGGUUAAUUGUCCAUAUACUGUAUUUGAAUUUUAUUUUAACUCCAGCCGAGGGGUUAUAACAUACGAAUGUAUUAAGGGGAAGUCUGAACAUUCGUUCCUGCCUGAUUACUAUAUCGAAUUGAUGAAAUCCAAACCAACCAUUCCAGAGAAUAAUAAAUAAUGGAUCUUAUUUUCUUGCCCGUAAAUUAAAAAAUAAAAUUUAAAUACAUUUCUUA